Messenger RNA from Capsella rubella, 978 nucleotides. RefSeq lists its product as uncharacterized. The transcript has a single exon. Bases 1 to 978 code for a protein of 325 amino acids. NCBI's taxonomy places the organism in Eukaryota, Viridiplantae, Streptophyta, Magnoliopsida, Brassicales, Brassicaceae. The record is from RefSeq and is a predicted model, not a curated record.
AUGAAUUCAUUUCCAAAUGGUUUAAACUCUUAUGGUGAUGAUACUAUGAACAAUCGUAGGUUUACUCCCAUCGAAAUGAAUUCCAACUUUAGGAAUUACGAGUCUAAGAUGGUUGAGUCAAGAUUCAUUACUUCUGGCCACACAAACCAUCAUGGUUUAUUUUCUUCUUCGUCUCUCUCUUCAUCUUCUUUUGGUCUCAAUAAUCCACAAGUGGCUUAUCAAAUGAGGCAAAACAUGGUGUCUCGUUUCGAGAUGCCUUGCAUAACUCAAGUCCCUAAUAAUCCUCAUCUUUCUCAAAUCUCUGUCACUCAAACUAUCACAAAUAGGUAUUCCGCUAUUAUUCCAACCCAUAAUUUGGUCACUAGCCAAAAUGCAUAUCGUCGUGCCAUGAAUCACAACAUCUUCAAUUCUUCUUUUUACCCUACAAAUUUUGUUGAGAAACAGUGCGAGAUCUUGAAUCCAACACCUCUACGUACUGUUUUUCCACAUCAAACUUCUGUGUAUCCAAGGCAGCCUAAUAGGUUUUCUUUUUCACCGGAACACCACCAUGACCAACAUGUCUCCAAUCGUCGACCAGUGAAGAAACGAUGUAGAUCAACCAGGUAUUUCGAAGAAAACUUUGAAGGUUUUGAUUCUGAAGAAAGUGGUGAAUAUGAUGGUCGAACACAUAGUUUACCAUAUAAGAAAUAUGGUCCAUAUACAUGUCCCAAAUGUAACAAUGUGUUCGACACUUCACAAAAGUUUGCUGCGCAUAUGUCCUCGGUUCAUUACAAGAAUGAGACCAUCGAUGAAAAGUUUAAGAGAUACAAAGCGAGGAACAAAAAAAGAUUAUGUAAAACAAACCAAAUGAGCCAUGAGGAAUCUCACAACAUCCAGCCCGAAGAGAGAGUUGUAGAGCAAGGUGGAGGCAAUGACAACACAGCAAGCGACCCUGAAGCUUUUCAACACCAUAUGAUUGUUAAAGAAGAACCAGUUUAA